Onthophagus taurus is the source of this 489-nucleotide messenger RNA. RefSeq names its product zinc finger BED domain-containing protein 5-like. Lineage: Eukaryota; Metazoa; Arthropoda; Insecta; Coleoptera; Scarabaeidae. The record is from RefSeq and is a predicted model, not a curated record.
AUGUCCAACCUAAAUGAGAAAGCGUUGCUCGCUAUUUAUCGAGUAGCUUUUCGUGUGGCUAAAGCAGGAAAACCUCACAGUAUUGCCGAAAAUUUGAUUUUACCAGCGGCUUUAGAUAUAGCAGAGAUUAUGUUUGGCAAACAAGAGGUCGAAAAGCUCAAAAGUAUACCUAUCUCUAACAAUACCAUUCAACGCAGGAUAAGCAAUAUGGCGACUGACGUUCGUGAUCAAGUCAUAGAAAAAAUAAAGAAAAGUUCUUUUGUGUCCUUACAAUUUGAAGAAUCAACGGAUAUUGCGGGUUGUGCGCAGUUUGUAGCUUUUGUUCGUUUUGAAUCCAAUGAAAUAUUGAUGGAAGAAAUACUAUUUUGCAAGGCACUUCCCAAAAAUGCUACAGGUCAGUUGUUGCAUGACAUGUUCGUUGAAGCUACGCAAGAUAUGAAUAUCGAUUGGGCACAAAAAUGCAUUGCUAUGACGGAGCAAAAGCCAUGA